UGACGGGUCAAACACAGACACAGCAAAGAUGGCGUCGCUGAGUGACAAAUCAGUUUGGGAUGAAGUGGAAGAUGGAAUCGGGGAAGAAGUGUUAAAAAUGUCUACAGAAGAGAUAGUUCAGCGUACUCGACUACUCGACAGUGAGAUAAAGAUAAUGAAGAGUGAAGUACUGAGAGUUACCCACGAGCUUCAGGCGAUGAAAGACAAAAUCAAGGAAAACACGGAGAAGAUAAAGGUGAACAAAACCCUACCAUACCUGGUUUCCAACGUGAUCGAGCUCCUGGAUGUAGACCCCAAUGAUCAGGAAGAGGAUGGAGCUAAUGUGGACCUGGACUCCCAGAGAAAAGGAAAGUGCGCUGUCAUUAAAACGUCGACUCGGCAAACAUACUUCCUACCGGUGAUCGGCCUGGUGGAUGCGGAGAAGCUCAAACCCGGAGAUCUGGUAGGAGUCAACAAAGACUCCUAUCUGAUUCUGGAGACCUUACCCACCGAGUACGACUCCAGAGUGAAAGCCAUGGAGGUGGACGAGCGCCCGACAGAGCAAUACAGCGACAUAGGAGGGCUGGACAAGCAGAUCCAGGAGCUGGUAGAGGCCAUUGUCCUGCCUAUGAACCACAAAGAGAAGUUUGAAAACCUGGGCAUUCAACCCCCUAAAGGAGUCCUGAUGUAUGGACCUCCUGGCACAGGAAAGACCCUUCUGGCCAGGGCUUGUGCUGCACAGACCAAGGCCACCUUCCUGAAGCUGGCAGGUCCACAGCUUGUUCAGAUGUUCAUUGGAGAUGGUGCCAAACUAGUGAGGGAUGCCUUUGCUCUGGCCAAGGAGAAAGCUCCAUCCAUCAUCUUCAUAGAUGAGCUGGAUGCCAUAGGAACCAAAAGAUUUGACAGCGAAAAAGCAGGAGAUAGAGAAGUGCAGAGGACCAUGCUGGAGUUGCUCAACCAGUUGGAUGGUUUUCAGCCGAAUAUGCAGGUCAAGGUUAUUGCAGCCACUAACAGAGUGGACAUUCUGGACCCUGCGCUACUGCGUUCGGGACGUCUUGACCGAAAGAUUGAGUUCCCAAUGCCAAAUGAAGAGGCCAGAGCUCGCAUCAUGCAAAUCCACUCUCGCAAGAUGAACGUCAGUCCUGAUGUGAACUACGAGGAGCUCGCCCGCUGCACAGAUGAUUUCAAUGGAGCCCAGUGUAAAGCAGUGUGCGUUGAGGCCGGAAUGAUUGCACUUCGGCGUGGUGCCACUGAGCUCAACCAUGAAGAUUACAUGGAGGGAAUCCUGGAGGUCCAGGCCAAGAAGAAGGCAAAUCUGCAGUACUAUGCCUGAGUUCAGUACUUGUUUGUUUUCAUUGUUUAAAAAAUUGCAAUGUGAGCAUUUUCUGAUUAACCUAUUAAUCAAAUAAAUAAAUCAUUGUUUGGACUUU
Messenger RNA from Periophthalmus magnuspinnatus, 1409 nucleotides. It is a transcript of the gene psmc3, whose product is annotated as proteasome 26S subunit, ATPase 3. The transcript has 2 exons. Gene Ontology annotation, biological process: proteasome-mediated ubiquitin-dependent protein catabolic process. Bases 29 to 1312 code for a protein of 427 amino acids. Gene Ontology annotation, cellular component: proteasome regulatory particle, base subcomplex. Lineage: Eukaryota; Metazoa; Chordata; Actinopteri; Gobiiformes; Gobiidae. The record is from RefSeq and is a predicted model, not a curated record. Gene Ontology annotation, molecular function: ATP binding; proteasome-activating activity; ATP hydrolysis activity.